Molecule: messenger RNA, 239 nt
Organism: Cetraspora pellucida
Lineage: Eukaryota; Fungi; Glomeromycota; Glomeromycetes; Diversisporales; Gigasporaceae
Source: the annotation of a GenBank genome assembly
GAAAAAUUACAAUUAAUAUUGAUUUUAAUGUAUGCCAAGUAAGGAUUAAAAUCUCACAUUUGAUUCCUUACGAACAACCAACUCAUCGUGAAAAUAAAUUACCUGAAAACGCUAUUACAUGGAUAUCUGAAAAUGUAAAUAGGAAUUUUAGAAAAACUGAAAUAUAUAAAAGGCUCUAUGAAGAAAAACUUAUUGACCCAAAAAUACAUACCUAUAACCAAAUUUACUAUUGGCUUUAA